GCCAAAUGCAAUUCUGGCGCGCCGAGGGUGUGUUUACAACUUGUGUGUGGUGACUGAGGUUUUGUUGGUGUGUCAGUAAGUGGAUUUUCGCCGAAUUUAAAUACCGCAGUGAAAGUGCGAAUGGCAGAUACAACACCUCACAGGUCCCGGCGACAAAAAGCGGAUCGUAAUGGUCGUCUCGCUGCACUUGAAAAACUGAAACAGCUGAAAGGAAGCAAAAACAAAUAUGAAGUGGAGGACUUUGAAAAUGUGUAUGAGGAAGUGGAUGAAAAAGAAUAUUCGAAGAAAGUGCUGGAACGUCAGGUUGAUGACUGGAUUGUUGAUGACGAUGGCAGUGGAUAUGUUGAGGAUGGUCGUGAAAUAUUUGAUGAUGACCUUGAUGAUGAAUCAAUUACUUCAGCUUCACGACAGAAAAACAGCUACAGUGGGAAACAUGUUAAGAAAUCAAAUAGUAAAAAUGAUGCGAAGAAAAACGGUGAUGGGUCAGCGAGUAUUCGCAAUAUGCUUAUGAACAUGCCAUCACGAAAGAGGAAAAGAGAAGCAAAUGUGAAAUUGGAUGAUGAUGAUAUCCUAGGUGACAUUAUGCAGGAGUUACAUGGUAAUAACAGCAUCAGCAAGAAACAAUCAUUAGACACAGGAUUAUCUCCACAAAGUUACCUGAAAUCGUUGGCAGAAGCUGCUCCUGCAAGGUCUUUGAAGGCUCCAGAGGAAAAACAACAGUCCCCUGUGAGCCAUUUGAAAUCAUUUUCUGCAGCUGAUUCCACAAGACGCCUGAAGUGUCCAGAGGGAAAAAAGCAAUCUCCUAAGAAAGCUCGUGUUAUAAUUCCAGCCACACCUCCUGUGCAUGAAAGGACUGACAGGAUUAAUCCUCAGUUGUUAGAGAAAAUGACAGAUGAAGAAAUUGAUGAUUUUGAUGAUGACACUACAAUUGUUGAUGCUUCCCAACUAGAGUCACAGCAAGAACAACAAAUGCAGUCACAGAUUAUUGAAGACUUUGAUUCAGAUGAUGGUUUCCCUGACAGCAGUGCACUUGCUAUGAUUGAUGAUGGUGAUUCCCAUAAUAUAAAAGAAAAUGGCACUGAGAAAGGUUUUGAAGACAAUAUAACAAGUAAUAUUGCAGCAUGUGAACCUAAAGUCCCUGAGCUACCUUUGGAAAAACCGGAUCCAACAGACAGGAAUUUCAGGAAUAAGGAAUUUGACAACACAGAUGAUAACAUAUUAGCAGCAUGGGCAUCAAUGACAGAUAAUAUAAAACAAGAAUCAGAAGCAGCUGCUGUCAGCAUUUCAGGCUCUGAAUUACCACUUGUUACAAAUGGCAGCAACAAAGAGGUGCUUCGUUUCUUUUGGCUGGAUGCCUAUGAAGAACCAUUCAAACAACCAGGUGUAGUGUAUCUCUUUGGAAAAGUGUUCAUUCAGUCUGCAAAGACAUAUGUGAGCUGCUGUGUCAGUGUCAAGAAUAUAGAGAGAAAAAUAUAUCUCUUACCUCGAGAAGAACGGUGGGACCUUGAAGGAAAUGUCAGCACAGGGCAAGAAGUAAAAUUUCCAGAUGUUUAUGAGGAAUUCAACAAGAAAAUAGCAGAGAAGAACAAGAUUCUGCAGUUUAAAUGCCGAAAGGUUGAACGUUCAUACUGUUUCAGUGAGCCAGGGGUCCCAUUGGUGUCAGAAUAUUUGGAGGUGAAAUAUCCUGCCCAGUAUCCACCGCUGCCAUCUGAUCUGAAAGGUGAAACAUUUAGCCAUGUAUUUGGCACUCGUACAUCAUCACUGGAACUGCUAUUACUAGACAGGAAGAUACGAGGACCAUGUUGGUUGGAUAUCCACGAACCACAACCUGUAGCAAACCCAAUUAGUUGGUGCAAAAUAGAGGCUGUAUGCAGUAAAAUGGGACAUUUGGAAGUGAGCCCUGUAGAUCUAAAGCCACCACCACUUGUUAUUCUUGCAUUGAAUAUACGCACAGUGGCUAAUGUUCGUACAUCUCAGUCAGAAGUGGUAAUGGUUGGCUGUCUUGUUCACAAUAGCUUUCCCCUUGACCGUGGUGCACCACAACCACCAUUCCAGCAACACUUUUGUGUUGUUACGAGACCUUCUGAUGGUGCUUUCCCUAUGGAUGUGAAACAGUCCCUGUCUCGAUUCCGAGCCACAAGAGUGGAACAUGUUGACUCAGAGCGGGCUUUGCUUUGUUACUUGGUGGCGAAGGUUUCGAAGAUUGAUCCCGAUUUAAUUGUUGGGCAUGAUUUACAUGGAUUUGCACUGGAGUUAUUGGUUCAUCGCCUGCAGGUGCACAAAGUUCCACACUGGUCAAAGCUUGGACGACUGCGACGUGCAAAUCUCCUAUCUAUUAAGGGCAAACAAGUAGGGCUUGAGCGGCAAGUAACAAGUGGCCGACUUAUAUGUGAUGUAAAAUUGUCAGCAAAGGAACUGAUUAGAGCUCGUAGCUAUGAUCUUGGAACACUGUGCAAGCAGGUUCUAAAUGUUGAUGAAAGUAAACGUUGGGACUUGACUGCUAAUGAAGUGCGUAAUCAGUAUAAUUCAUCGGAGUCACUGGUACGCCUUAUAUCUCUCACAAUGCAGGAUGCUGCUUUCAUCCUAAGGCUCAUGUGUGACCUAAAUGUUUUGCCUUUGGCACUUCAAAUAACCAAUAUUGCUGGAAAUGUUAUGUCUCGAACUUUGCUUGGUGGUCGAUCUGAACGGAAUGAAUUUCUCCUACUCCAUGCCUUCUCAGAGAAGGAUUACAUUGUUCCGGAUAAAGAGUAUGGCAGGAAAAAGGUUGCACAUGAGGAUUUUGAUGGUGAUAAUGAAGAAGAUGGAGAUGGGACAAUUCGUAAAAGCCGAAAGAAGGCACAAUACGCUGGUGGCCUUGUUUUGGAACCCAAAAAGGGCUUUUACGAUAAACUGGUGCUUCUGAUGGACUUCAACUCCUUGUAUCCAAGCAUUAUACAGGAGUACAAUAUAUGCUUCACAACAGUCAAACAUUCCAACUUGAGUCAUGAGGAUAUGAUGGCUGAUGUACCUGAUAGCAAUCAGAAUGCGGGAAUACUUCCGACUGAAAUCCGCAAACUCGUGGAGAGUAGGCGAGCUGUGAAGAAACUUAUGAAAGCCAGUGAUCUCUCACCAGAUUUGAAGAUGCAGUAUAACAUUCGUCAGAUGGCUCUGAAGCUGACAGCAAACAGUAUGUAUGGUUGCCUGGGAUUUGCACAUUCACGAUUCUAUGCCAGACCAAUAGCAGCACUUGUAACAGCUAAAGGGAGAGAGAUCUUAAUUAACACCAAGGACCUUGUGGAGAAAAUGAAUUACGAGGUUAUUUAUGGAGAUACAGAUUCCUUAAUGAUCAACACAAAGUGUCUUGAUUACGACGAAGUAUUUAAAAUUGGAAGUAAGAUCAAACAAGAAAUAAACAAGCUGUAUAAGCUUAUUGAAUUGGAUGUGGAUGGUGUAUUCAAGUACCUCCUGCUUCUGAAAAAGAAAAAGUAUGCAGCUGUUACACUAACCCGCUUACCAAAUGGUGAAUUAUUGGAGCAACAGGAACAUAAAGGUCUUGACAUUGUUCGUCGAGAUUGGUCACAGUUAUCUGCUGCGGUGGGAAGAAACAUAUUGGACCAGAUUUUAUCAGAUCAGUCAGCAGAUGAACGUGUGGAGAAAAUCCACAGUCAGUUAAUGAAGGUCCGUGAUGAUCUACAUGCUGGAGUUGUUCCACUAGACUUGCUUGCUAUUACAAAGCAGCUGACUAAAGCUGUAGAUGAAUAUGCUGACAAGAAAAGUCUUCCUCAUGUGCAAGUGGCAAUGCGGCUCAACUCACAGUCUGGUGGUAAACAUGUAAAGGCAGGGGACACGGUAUCAUAUGUUAUAUGUGAUGAUGGAAGUAGCUUGCCAGCUUCACAACGAGCUUAUCAUGUGGAUGAACUCAAGGUGAAUGAUAAACUGAAGGUGGAUGUAAAUUAUUAUCUAUCACAGCAGAUUCAUCCUGUUGUUUCACGUCUCUGUGAUCCUGUUGAAGGAACAGAUGCUGCUCGAAUAGCAGAAUGCCUCGGUCUUGAUCCUAGUAAUUAUAAACAUAUCCAAAGGCAAGAAACUGAAUCAAAUACACAUGAUGAUUUAGGUGAUCAGCCCAUACUAUCAGAUGAAGAAAGGUUUAAGCAUUGUGACAGAUUCAGAUUUACAUGUAUGAAUGAGAAGUGUCAACAAGUAAUAGUUAUGGAUGGACCUUACAGGAAAACUGAGGCAGGACCUAUUUUACAUCUUGAAAAGUGCCCCAACCCACAGUGUGCGGUAUCUCCACUCUCCUAUCUUGCAAACAUACAAAACCGCUUAGCAGUUGCUAUUCGUCACUACAUACAUCUUUAUUAUUUGAACUGGCUCGUGUGUGAAGAUCCUGCGUGCACAAAUCGCACUCGCAGGCUGCCACUGUGGUUUGGCCGUGGAUACCCAGUGUGUAACUUGUGUGCCAAAGGACUGAUGUAUCGUGAGUAUACCGACAGUGAGCUGUACAACCAGCUGUCGUAUUUUCGGCACAUAUUUGAUUUGACAAAAGCUCCCGAACACAAACCAGGUGCUGUACGAGUACAAAAUGAUGUUGAUAUGGCAUACGUAAAAUUACAGAAGCAGGUGGAUUUGAUAUUAAGCUCUAGUGCCUACUGCUCCAUAGAUCUUCACAGAUUAUUUGCAGAUAUGGGUUUUGGGAUAUCCGAAACUCCAGGAAUACAGGAACUCCCCAGUUCAAGCUGAUUUCCCAUCGAAAGUUUUGUGCUGUUGCUUUCAUAUGUAUAGAUUGUCUUUUAUUAGAAAAAAAACUUUGUACAAAAUUUACUUGCACGUAUUUUCAGGAGUUUUAAUUUAUAUUUGUAAAUAUUUUUAGCUGUACAGUUAUUCUGCAGUGUUCAUAUAACUCUCUCACUUCUUUAUUGUACAUACAGAAUGAACUAUUUACAUUUGGCACAUACUUUUAUAUUUCAGACAAUUAAAUAAAUGUAAAAAUUUGGUCCUUUUUAUAUUAUUAUUAUUAUUAUUAUACUUUAUCUGAAAGUUCAUUACCUGCUCAAGUAACAGUAUUACAUCAUGUAACAAAAUCCUUUUAUGGCAGAUAAUGCACAGUUUAAUGACUUUAGACAAACUUAAGGGACACACUUUGGGAAAUAUUACCAGUAGAUAGAAUACCAGCACACCUUGUUAAUCCAACAAAAAAUAUAUGAUUUAUUCACAAUGUACGUUAAAGAAGAACCUCUUGUAUAAGUCAACUUUUUAAGGGAACUCGUGUCAUAAGCAGACAGCAGGGAAAGCAGUAUACAUAUGAAUCUAUGUAAAUACAAAGAACAAAUGCAAAAAUUAAAACAAUUUAUUACAUA
This is a messenger RNA of Schistocerca gregaria, 5336 nucleotides long. It is a transcript of the gene DNApol-alpha180, whose product is annotated as DNA polymerase alpha catalytic subunit. Gene Ontology annotation, cellular component: alpha DNA polymerase:primase complex. The transcript is spliced from 30 exons. The record is from RefSeq and is a predicted model, not a curated record. Bases 121 to 4719 code for a protein of 1532 amino acids. Gene Ontology annotation, molecular function: chromatin binding; single-stranded DNA binding; DNA replication origin binding. NCBI's taxonomy places the organism in Eukaryota, Metazoa, Arthropoda, Insecta, Orthoptera, Acrididae. Gene Ontology annotation, biological process: leading strand elongation; mitotic DNA replication initiation; DNA replication.